AUGCCGGCCGGUGAGGGCAGAGCAGCGGCCUGGGCGGCGCUGCCUCUGCGUGCCGUGCUGGGUGUGCGUUGCGCCUCACUCCCUCCGCUUCCUUGCGGGCGCAGGGCGCUGCGUGUGUGUGGGUGUAUUGCCUUCCGGCGCGGCGCCGUCAGCUGCAGCGACGCGGGAGGGAGCGAAGGGCCCCCUCUUGUCUGCCGCUUUCGCCUUCGCCUUCGCCGGCUGCGCCCCGUGCGGCCGCGUCGCGUGGCAAAACGUCCCCUCGCGGAGUUCACUUGCUGGGCGCUCUGUGUGUUUGCGUCGUGGCGGGCACUGCGGCGGCGCCCCUCCUCCUUCUUCUCCUCCUCCUUGCGGGUAAGCAGCCGCCUGGUGUCCUCUGCCCCCUCCCGCCUCAGCGGAUGGCGGCACAACAUGCCACCGCAGCGAGGCGGUGUCAGUUCCCCACCGUGA
Molecule: messenger RNA, 447 nt
Organism: Trypanosoma conorhini
Lineage: Eukaryota; Euglenozoa; Kinetoplastea; Trypanosomatida; Trypanosomatidae
Exons: 1
Coding region: 1-447 (148 amino acids)
Source: RefSeq, a predicted model, not a curated record